GCGAGGCGGAUGCCGCGCCGGGAGGAGGUGGAGAGUGAGCCCGAGGGGUGGGGAGCCCGGGAAUUCCCUCCUCUUGAGGUAGCGAGUCCGGGGCCCACCGUGCCUUCGUCGCUGCCGCCGGGCGCUCUGGACGCGGAGGUGGAGGACGGAGAGGGCCCCGCGGGCCUCGCCUCCGCCCACCGCCCCCUCCCCGCUACCCGAGUUGCAGCCGCAGAGACUCAUGCGAGCGCGGCUGGAGGGCAGGAGGUAGGAGGCAGUGAUGGCUCCUGUGCAUUGAUACUGGCGCACUGGUGGAUCUGGACUGAAGUGAUGGUCUACCCUGGAGCUACUAGGAUGGAUUUGAUAAUGGGCUGCAUUAAAAGUAAAGAGAACAAAAGUCCAGCCAUUAAAUACAGAACUGAAAACACUCCAGAACCUGUCAGUACAAGUAUCAGCCAUUAUGGAGCAGAGCACACUGCAGUGACACCAUCCUCUUCAGCAAAGGGAACAUCUGUUAAUUUUAGCAGUCUUUCCAUAACACCAUUUGGAGGAUCCUCAGGGGUGACGCCCUUUGGAGGAGCAUCUUCCUCGUUCUCAAUGGUGCAAAGUUCCUACCCUGCUGGUUUAACAGGUGGUGUUACUAUAUUUGUGGCCUUAUAUGAUUAUGAAGCUAGAACUACGGAAGACCUUUCAUUUAAGAAGGGUGAAAGAUUUCAAAUAAUUAACAAUACGGAAGGAGACUGGUGGGAAGCAAGAUCAAUUGCUACAGGAAAGAAUGGCUAUAUCCCUAGCAAUUAUGUAGCCCCUGCAGAUUCCAUUCAGGCAGAAGAAUGGUAUUUUGGCAAAAUGGGGAGAAAAGAUGCUGAAAGAUUACUUUUGAAUCCUGGGAAUCAAAGAGGCAUUUUCUUAGUAAGAGAGAGUGAAACUACUAAAGGUGCUUAUUCCCUCUCUAUUCGUGAUUGGGAUGAGGUAAGGGGUGACAAUGUAAAACACUACAAAAUUAGGAAACUUGACAACGGUGGAUACUAUAUCACGACUAGAGCACAGUUUGAUACUCUGCAGAAAUUGGUUAAGCACUACACAGAACAUGCUGAUGGUUUAUGCCAUAAGUUAACAACUGUGUGUCCAACUGUGAAACCACAGACUCAAGGUCUAGCAAAAGAUGCUUGGGAAAUCCCUCGAGAAUCUUUACGACUAGAGGUUAAACUAGGACAAGGAUGUUUUGGUGAAGUAUGGAUGGGAACAUGGAAUGGAACCACAAAAGUAGCAAUCAAAACACUAAAACCAGGUACAAUGAUGCCAGAAGCCUUUCUUCAGGAGGCUCAGAUAAUGAAAAAAUUAAGACAUGAUAAACUUGUUCCACUAUAUGCAGUUGUUUCUGAAGAGCCAAUUUACAUUGUCACUGAAUUUAUGUCAAAAGGCAGUUUGUUAGAUUUCCUGAAGGAGGGAGAUGGAAAGUAUUUGAAGCUCCCACAACUGGUUGAUAUGGCUGCUCAGAUUGCUGAUGGUAUGGCAUAUAUUGAAAGAAUGAAUUAUAUUCACCGAGAUCUUCGGGCUGCUAAUAUUCUUGUAGGAGAAAAUCUUGUAUGCAAAAUAGCAGAUUUUGGAUUAGCAAGGUUAAUUGAAGACAAUGAAUAUACGGCAAGACAAGGUGCAAAGUUUCCAAUCAAAUGGACAGCUCCUGAGGCUGCCCUAUAUGGUCGAUUUACAAUAAAGUCUGAUGUAUGGUCAUUUGGAAUUCUGCAGACAGAGCUGGUAACAAAGGGCAGAGUGCCAUAUCCAGGCAUGGUAAACCGUGAAGUGCUGGAACAGGUGGAACGAGGAUAUAGGAUGCCUUGCCCUCAGGGUUGUCCAGAAUCUCUGCAUGAAUUGAUGAAUCUUUGUUGGAAGAAAGACCCUGAUGAAAGACCAACAUUUGAAUAUAUUCAGUCCUUCUUGGAAGACUACUUCACUGCUACAGAGCCACAGUACCAGCCAGGAGAAAACUUAUAAUCCAAAUAGCCUUUUAUAUGCACAAAUCUGCCAAAAUGUAAAGAACUUAUGUAGACUUCCUCACUGACAUACAGGAAUCAAAAGAAGAUAAUUAUCUUCACUCUGCAUGUUUUUAAUGAUAAACUGGAAUUCCAGAUAUGGUUGCACAAAACCACUUUUUUUUUUCCUCCAAGUGUUAAACUCUCAAGUACCGAUGAUGAAUUUUCCAACUUAUUUCAGGGUCCAAAGAAAGUAUAGUUAAGAUAUUGAUGACAGUGAGACUGAUAGCAUGACAAUGAAGAGCAUCAGGCUACUAUUUUAUAAAUUACUUCUUUGUUUUAUUCGCCAAACUCAGACUUGAUUAGAGAAAAUUAUUUUUCAUUAUAGACAAAACUUGGAGAUGAAAACAGUUAUACUACAAUAAAAUCUAAAAUUAAGGAAUUUCAUGGGACCAAACAAUUCCAUUCCAGUUUUUAGAAAUUUCUUGCAUUCAUUAUUCUGAGAAGUUUUUUCUAAAUUGGACAGUCUCCUUUUGCAUGGAAAUGGGCCAGGCUCUCAGAAGCAAAAAGGGAUAUGAACAACUCUAAAAUUGAUUAAAUAUUAGAUGACAGUAGUGGAAUUUGAAAGAAUAAUUCACUUGUUAAUACUCAUACUCAUGGAACUGGAAAGUAGAAGAAAUUUUUCACUUUAAUGGUUUUCUGAAUAGCUCGAUUUAGCAUAAUGAAAGUAACUUACUAAGUGGGUUAAUCUGUCAUAAGAUUGCAUUUUUUUAAGGCAAUAUAUCCAAUUGAAGGGGAAAUGUUUUAAUCUUUAGAUAGCAUGAAAAAAUAAGACCAAGCAUUUAAGCAGUCCUUUUGAAACAACAGACUGGGACUGUGAGAGAUUGCUAAUGUGUACUUAUGGUGAUGGGUGCCACAAAUAUAAAAUAUCACUAGAUCAGGGACUUGAAUGCACUUUUGCUCUUACUGAAUAUAGACUAACAGGAAAAUGUAUUUAAAAGAAAUAUGAAAAAAGAAAAUGUGAAAGUUAUGCAGCUAGAGGGAUGGGACAUUAUGCUUGGUGUCGAUGUUAAGGAAAGACAAGAGACUUUGCUGGCACUCCAAGCUCCUCACUUAACUGUUCUCUGGGAUUUUAAGAGUUAAUAAGGUAUGAUUAUAAAGCUAAUCUUCCUUAACGUAAACACUAAAUGGGUGUUAUACCCUCAAAAAUACCUAAGUUAAGGCUUCUCAUUUAAUCCAGUGAUACAACUUUCAUUUAAAACAUUUUCAGAACUCCAGUUUUCAAAUUUGUGUUUAAAUCUACAUUCACUUUUAAAAAAUACAUAAUGGUAAUCAUUUUUUUCUUCUUAGAAUUUAGUUGAUUUGGGGAGAAAAACUCAGAAUCGUAACAGUGGUGAAAGAGGGUAUAGUUUUGUCCAUUUAAAGUAAAGUGAAACAUACAAAAUAAAACUGAUUUUUAUGACUAACUCAAAAAGAAAUUCCAAAGUAUGAAUUAGAAGAACAACAUUAUAGGUUUAACUGGUCCAGUAAAGGAACUGAAUCCAACAAAUAAAAGUUGGGUAUUUAUAUUUAAAAAUUUUCUCUUUUUAUCAUCACACUUUAAAUAAAGCAAUACAUCUGGUCCCUUAUUUUAGAAUUACAAUUUUUAACUACCAUCACUUACCUGAUUUAAUCAUUAGAUUAAAAACUUUGUGCCGUGGUAUCUAUGUUGAAAUUGAGACCAUUUUAAGAUGUGAGAGAUGAACUUCAUGCAAAUGGCAACAGUCUGGUACUAAAAAUCAUGGUGGUUUCUUAUGUUUACGUAACCUGCUUAGUAUUGAAUUACUCUUCCUAAAAGAAGACUGCCAUUGUCAUUUACCCUUAACAUCUACAACCUGUGAGAUAAGAUUUUUUAAGGGUUUUAUGUGAACUAUGAUAUUAUAAUUUUUCUAAGCAUUUAAAAAAUGAUAACAAAAUUAUAUGUUUCUGUACUAAUUCUGUUGAGAAAAAUAAGCCAGGUAAAAUUGAUGGUAUUAGGUUUUAACUGAAUAAUGGGUUCCUUAUAAUAGCAAUUGUACAGUAAGGAAAUAAAACACUAACUUAAUGUGUAUUCAGUUUAAAUGGUCAUGUAUUUUUUAAAUUGCCAAGAAAAAUAAACAACUUUGUACAUUUGAAGUUCUUUUUCAAUAGCUUUUUGUUUUCAGUUAUCUUAAUGUGGAACUUAACCCUUACCAAAAAAAAAAAGUUGGCAGAAACAACCUUCUAGCACAAACACCUUUUUAAGUGAAUAAUGGUAGCCUAAAACAAUAUUUUUAUAAAGUAUUACACUAAUGUUUUGUGGAUAACUGAAAUAAAAGUUCUCAUUGAAUGUACCCAUUUAUCAUUUUAGCCACUAUUCACAUUUUUUCAUCAGUUUCUUAAAAAACUGGUAUUUAAAGCAAAGUAUAUUCUGGGUUUUUUAUUCAAUUGGAAAAAAAGUGCUCAGUUAUAACUCUUAAGCAGAGUUAAAUCAAUUAUUUAUUAAAUUCAGAACAUUAUUUAACUCGUCCUCUGUGGUUGAUCAUCUGUCAGGUUGAUGACAUUAUUACAGGUUGGCUUUUUUUAAAAUUAGACCAACCACUACAGUUAACAUAUUUGCAUACAGUAUAUAUACACAUAUCUUAAUGUACAGAGAAGCCUAAGUGAUUUGAAUGAAGCUAUUCACAGAGAAUAUGUGUGAAGGAUAUAAAAUAGAACGGCCAUUUUUUACUGUAAGGGACUUAAUUUUCUAAAAAUGAAAAUUAUGUGAUCCUUCUUUCUGUGUGUUUUACAUUUAUAAUAACAAUAAAUUAUUAAAUUGUGAA
Messenger RNA from Manis javanica (Malayan pangolin), 4771 nucleotides. RefSeq names its product YES proto-oncogene 1, Src family tyrosine kinase (gene YES1). Lineage: Eukaryota; Metazoa; Chordata; Mammalia; Pholidota; Manidae. Gene Ontology annotation, molecular function: ATP binding; protein tyrosine kinase activity; protein binding. Gene Ontology annotation, biological process: protein phosphorylation. The record is from RefSeq and is a predicted model, not a curated record.